AUGGAAGAUCCGAACGAUCCGAAAGAACCGUUCAAAGGAGAUUCAAGUGGCCCCGGAGCACACGCCGCGAACAACCAUCCUGGUCAAAAGAGAGCAAACGAAGGGCGUGAAGAGGUGAGAACAAUACAUUAAUACAUAGAGAGAGAGAGAAUCUAAUUGGAUUUUAUCUAGGAAACAAACAUAACUCGCGCCAGUCUUAUUUUGUCACAGAAUCUGUCAUGUCUCUGUGACAAAUUGCAAAGAAAAUUUGAGGUAAUAUAGGAGUUCGUUUCAUGAUAUUGAACUAAUUUUUAGUAUGUUUUGUCUAGGAAACCAUUGUGACUAGCGCUAUUCUGACCAAGACUGUUGAUCGCUUUGCUUAGCAGAAUUGGUUCAACUACGCUAAAUGCAUAAUUCUCCACUAUAAUUGAUUUUUUCCAGAUGCUUCAAGAGUCGGAUCAUGAAAAAAGAGCCAGAAGAAACCCCAAUGUUGGAGAAAACGUCUCGCAAGAAUUUGGUUUCACCUCUGGACCUUCCUUCGUCCAGAAUGUUGCAUUCCACCAAGCGCAGCCGGUUGUUCCACAACGCAACACCGGAAAAGAAACCAAUUCGGAGGAGAAUCAGGAGUUGCCAUCAGAUCUAUUUGUGCCGAACUUCCAGUUCGAGCAGCAAUAUUUGGAGCCAGAGGCGGCUGGACAACAGCCCGGAAUAGGAAACAGUUCUUUUUUGAAUGGAAAUUCGUACUUGGACAUGGAUCAGCAUCAGCAGGCAAAUUCAUCGGCAAUGGACAUCAGGCAACAGCAAGUCCCGACAGAAUUUCAAUACGGUGUUGGAGAUAAUUCUCAUUCGAACGGAAAUCCGUCUCUGGCAAGUUAUCAAAAUCCACAGCCGAAUCUGUUUGCGAUGGAUAUGAACCUGCAGUCCGUUCCGAUUGAACUCCAGAACGGGAGUGGAGAUUUUGCUUAUUCGAAUGGAAUUUCUUUUUUGCGAACGGAUGAACAUCUAAAGGCGGAUUCGAAUCAGCGGCCUGUCGUCAUAGGACAGCAAAAUUUGGAUGACUUCGACGAGUUCGAACAUUUGGAGGUCCUGGACGAGGGCCCAGUCUUGGCGGGACCAGUGCAGGCUCUUCCGAGACAGCCGGAAGCCAAUUUGGAAAAGUCUCCGGAACAGCAACCAGUCAUACCCAAACCCGUUUCGGCGACACUGAAAACGAAUAUGAAGAGAAUUGUCCCAAAUCCAAUGGCCUUGGCGACACCCGAAGAGCUUAUCGGUUAUAAGCUUUUCAAUUAUGCACCAGAACAACUGAAAUUAUUGAAAUUGAAACCGAUACCGAGUAAGUAGAUAAGAGCAAAGCGCACAAUGAAAAUUAUUUUUCAGUCACCAUGCGGGACGUACGAACGCUGGAAAAUAAUUAUUAUCUCAACGAUAUGAUUAUUAAUAUGAUGCUGGCCUACUUUUCUGUCAACAUGAUUGAAGAUGAAUUGUAAGUGAGGGGAAAUAUUGAACAUUUACAGUGCGUGUUAAAUGUAUAGGGCACUAUGAAAAAUACUGCAUCAAAUUGUAUCAGGAACUCAUUUAGCCUGGAAGAAAACUGAAGCACCUUGCAUAAAAACAAUUCAAACAUAAAAAACAAGUCAAUGACCACACUGAAAUUAUUCAGUGUUUCAUAUGUUUGACACAUACUGUAGUAGACUUUGAAUAAUCUGGUCAAAACUUUAAACUUUUUACAGACUGAAAAAAAUUCAAAUUUGCGAUCCUUAUCACUUCACCACCCUGAACAACGGAAUUUGUCCGGAUACAUUCUCAGGACGAAACGGUGUUGAUCUGGAAAUCAAUCCAACUUUCAAACCACAAAUUGAGGAGUCUAUCGAGGAAUGUCUUCGUGCGAACUGUAGAAAAGUGUGUGGAUGGGCAAAAUGUGACAUUUUCACGAAAGAAUUUGUCAUUCUGCCGUGCAACUAUGUUUUUCAUUGGACCCUCGUCUGUAUCAUCAAUCCCAAAGGAGCAGUCGUGGAAAUGGACCGCGAGGAAGAGUCUCGAGCCGCUCCCAAGUGCUACAUUGCUUUCUUUGAUCCGCUGGGUGGCUUCAAUCAAGAUCGGAACGACCACUUCAAGUAUUUGAUGGAAACGUUCUUGCACGAGUCGUUCAACACAAGAAAGAUGCCGGAUACGCAGUUCAGUAACCCAUUUUUUGAUCCCAAAAGAGCGAUAUUCACAAUUCCGCAAAAUUUGCCUUGCCAGAGAAACUUGUAUGAUUGUGGCAAAUUUCUACUGCACUUUUUCGAAGGCAUAUUUUAUCCGAACCAGACAAUCAGCGUUGCGGUAAGUUUAAGUUUUGUCUUAUUUCGACUCAACACAUGAUUUUUCCAGGAUUUUCCCCAUUUGGAUUGGUCUGCUCGUUUUCCCAAGGCAAACGAGAUGGCGGAACUGAUGAACUACAAGGCUUACAACGUGAUUCUUUCACUUACUAAUAAGGAGGGACGCGAGCACAUUUCCCGAUCCGAGAAGGCCAUGAAGUACGGUCUCGGCCGGGAAGGAAAUUUGCGAAGAUCACGCCGUCACAGUGCCGAGAAUCGUCGCCAGCCACGCCGCCCGGAGUAUUACCGGCGUCACUACUCGGUGUCACCGCCGGCUCAGUGGAUAAUGGAUGACCCACAAUUCACAAAUCCCCGUGAGCUCGUCGAGAUGCCCAUCACUAAAAAGCUUCGUGCAAAGUAUUGGCCAAUUAUCAGUACAUCCGUUAUCUACUAA
This is a messenger RNA of Caenorhabditis sp. 36 PRJEB53466, 2730 nucleotides long. The record is from the annotation of a GenBank genome assembly. Lineage: Eukaryota; Metazoa; Nematoda; Chromadorea; Rhabditida; Rhabditidae.